GUGGAGGGAGGGGGUGAAAAUGGCGCCCAGCUCGAAAUCGGAGCGGAACAGCGGGGCCGGGAGCGGCGGCGGCGGCCCCGGGGGCGCCGGGGGAAAGCGGGCAGCGGGUCGGCGGCGGGAGCACGUCCUCAAGCAGCUGGAGCGGGUUAAGAUCAGCGGGCAGCUCUCCCCACGCCUCUUCCGGAAGCUGCCGCCCAGGGUCUGCGUCUCCCUCAAGAACAUCGUGGACGAGGACUUCCUCCAUGCGGGACACAUCUUCCUGGGCUUUUCCAAGUGCGGCCGCUACGUCCUCUCCUACACCAGCAGCAGCGGGGACGACGACUUCUCCUUCUACAUCUACCACCUGCACUGGUGGGAGUUCAACGUGCACAGCAAGCUCAAGCUGGUCCGGCAGGUGCGGCUCUUCCAGGACGAGGAGAUCUACAGCGACCUGUACCUGACCGUGUGCGAGUGGCCCAGUGACGCCUCCAAGGUCAUCGUCUUUGGCUUCAACACCCGCUCGGCCAGCGGCAUGCCCACCAACAUGGUCCUGAUGAGUGACGAGAACCACCGCGACAUCUACGUCAGCACCGUGGCCGCCCCCCCGCCGGGCCGCUGCGCCGCCUGCCGCCAGGCCAGCCGGGCCCACCCAGGGGAGCCGGGCGCCCAGUGCCUGUGGCACGGCUUCAUGCUGCACACCAAGUUCCAGGUGGUCUACCCCUUCCCCACCUUCCAGCCGGCCUUCCAGCUCAGGAAGGACCAGGUGGUGCUGCUCAACACCAGCUACUCCCUGGUGGCCUGCGCCGUCUCCGUCCACUCGGCAGGUGACGGCGGCUUCUACCAAGUCCUCUAUGACCACAUGACCCCCCACCCGGCCCCUCCCAGCCCCCCUGGGCCCCGGAGCCCGGAGGUGGCCCCGGCCCCCCCUAGCCCCUGCCCCGAGGCCACCCCCACCCGGGUCCCUGGGACCCCCGAGCCCUCGCCUGCCGUCGCCAAAGCCAAGGAGUUUGUGGCCGACAUCUUCCGCCGAGCCAGGGAGGCCAAGGGCUGUCCCUCCGAGGAGGCCCGGCCGCCCUCUGAGCCCCCAGCGCCGGACGGGGAGGCAGCAGCCCGGGGCGGGACCCCCAGUGCCGAGGCGCCCGCCCCCGAGCCCGGCUACGUCAACUACACCAAGCUGCAUUACGUCCUGGAGUCUGGGGAAGGGACGGAGCCCGAGGACGGGUUCGAGGACGACAAGAUCUCCCUGCCCUUCGUGGUCACUGAUCUCCGUGGCCGCAACUUGCGGCCCAUGCGGGAGCGGGCGGCCGUCCAGGGCCAGUACCUGACGGUGGAGCAGCUCACGCUGGAUUUCGAGUACGUCAUCAACGAGGUCAUCCGCCACGAUGCCACCUGGGGCCACCAGUUCUGCUCCUUCAGCGACUAUGACAUCGUCAUCCUGGAGGUGUGCCCGGAAACCAACCAGGUGCUCAUCAACAUUGGCCUGCUGCUCCUGGCCUUCCCGUCCCCCACCGAGGAGGGCCAGCUCCGACCAAAGACCCACCACACCAGCCUCAAGGUAGCCUGGGACCUCAACACGGGCGUUUUUGUGACCGUCAGCGUGGGCGACCUCACCGAGGUCAAAGGGCAGACCAGCGGCAGCGUCUGGAGCUCCUACCGCAAGAGCUGCGUGGACAUGGUGAUGAAGUGGCUGGUGCCCGAGAGCAGCGGCCGCUACGUCAACAGGAUGACCAACGAGGCGCUGCACAAAGGGUGCUCCCUGAAGGUCCUGGCCGACAGCGAGAGGUACACGUGGAUCGUGCUCUGAGGGCCCAGCUGCCCUCACCUGCCUCCAACUACCUCCCCGGCCCACAGCCCCCAGGACCGGCACUCGUGUCAGGCCACAGGAGGGGCCGGGGCGGGGGCAGCCCCCGGUGGCCUGGGAGCCUGGACACCUCUUAUUUAUGCCUAUUUAAGUUGGGAAGGGCGGAGGGGGCGUCCCCCACUGCACCCUGCGUCGGGCACAGGCCCCUCCACCACCCUGGGGGAGGCUGAGUGGACCCCCUUGCCCUGCCCGGCGCCCCAGCCCCCCCACCUGACGGCGGGAAGCUUUGCUGCCCAGACGCCCUCUGCUCCCGCUUCAUGUAAUAAAUGUUUCAUUUCCCAACC
Choloepus didactylus (southern two-toed sloth) is the source of this 2124-nucleotide messenger RNA. RefSeq names its product DDB1 and CUL4 associated factor 15 (gene DCAF15). The coding region runs from base 20 to 1783 and encodes 587 amino acids. Gene Ontology annotation, cellular component: Cul4-RING E3 ubiquitin ligase complex. The record is from RefSeq and is a predicted model, not a curated record. The transcript is spliced from 13 exons. Lineage: Eukaryota; Metazoa; Chordata; Mammalia; Pilosa; Megalonychidae. Gene Ontology annotation, biological process: protein ubiquitination.